UUAUAAGUAAUAAUGUAUAUAAUGACGUGGCAGAGAUAAAAAGCAUGGAUAAAUGUCUCUUAAAUGCACGUAGCAGCUGCAGCAACCGGAGGAGGACCCCACCUAGUGUUAAAUUCUCCUGCCGGAGCGUGGUCCCCACGCGACCACCGGAGUGUGAAGCGCGUGAGCUCCACAGCGUCGGGACAAAACUAAUGUCCUCUCGAAAAAGCAAAAAAAAAGAAAAAAAAAAAACCAGAGAUGGUGAGCUGUGUAAAAAGGACCCCACCACACCCAUGUGCUUCUCCUUCCUGUCUCCACCAGCUCCCUCCUUCUCAAUCAUUAGCUUCUCCUUCUCUUAGAGUAAUAAUAAGCCAAGUGAGAAAGAAACGCAAAACCCAGAUCGAAAACCAUGUCUAUUAACAAUAACAACAACAACGACGGAGUUAUGAUCUCAUCAAACGGAGCUUUAAUCGAACAACCAUCAUCAGUCGUUGUGAAGAAACCUCCGGCGAAAGAUCGACAUAGCAAAGUCGAUGGAAGAGGAAGAAGAAUCCGUAUGCCUAUUAUUUGUGCUGCUCGUGUUUUUCAGCUAACGAGAGAGCUUGGUCACAAAUCAGAUGGUCAAACGAUUGAAUGGUUACUUCGUCAAGCAGAGCCUUCGAUUAUAGCUGCAACAGGGACUGGUACAACUCCGGCGAGUUUCUCAACUGCUUCUGUCUCAAUCCGUGGCACCAGUUCAACUUCUUUAUCAUCUUCUUUAGAUCAUAAACCCACUUCUUUACUUGGUGGUUCGUCACCGUUUAUACUUGGGAAACGUGUGAGAGCUGAUGAGGAUAAUAAUAAUCAUAAUUCUGGUGGUAAAGAUGAGACCUUUACGACAACACCAGCUGGGUUUUGGGCUGUUCCGGCGAGGCCGGAUUUUGGACAAGUUUGGAGUUUUACAGGAGCUCCACAAGAGAUGUUUUUACAACAGCAUCAUCAACAACCAUUGUUUGUUCAUCAGCAACAACAACAACAAGCUGCAAUGGGUGAAGCUUCUGCUGCUAGAGUUGGGAACUAUCUUCCGGGUCAUCUUAAUUUGCUUGCUUCUUUAUCCGGUGGAUCUCCCGGGUCGGGUCGAAGAGAGGAAGAUCCACGUUAAAGUAAGCCCUUUUAGGUUUGAGGGCAAAUUUGGUAUAUAUAUUUAUUAUCUUCUCUUCUCUAUUGUUGUCAUUGUUUCUCUCUCUGUGUGUGUUUUAGUGUUGUUAGAGAUUGAUUUGGUUUCAAAAUCUCUGCAAGUGAUUUGAGAGUUUCGUUAGCUUGAAGUAAGUUAAGAACGGUUGUUUUUGAUUAGGGUUAAAUUAGGGUUUAAGAAUCUGGAUUUUGUUUUUUUGGAGGGAGAUUCGAUUUCUUAUCGGAUCCAAGAUUACUUUUAGGAAAAAGGGAAAAAUUCAGAAACCGCGGAGGUUUCUUUUUCACCUUUUUUUUGUGUCUGGUUUUUUUUUUUUCCCGGCGAAAGAGAGCCGUCGAUUAAAAUUUCAGAUACACUAUCAAAUAUUUUUAUAUGGUUUGUUGUUGCUAAUUUGUGUAAUGUGUUACAACAAUUGUGGUGAAGCAUUUGCGUAAGCUGUUAACCACGUUUGUUUUUAAUAAAUGUUUCGACUUAAUAUUGUU
Messenger RNA from Arabidopsis lyrata subsp. lyrata, 1632 nucleotides. RefSeq names its product transcription factor TCP7. The record is from RefSeq and is a predicted model, not a curated record. The coding region runs from base 389 to 1120 and encodes 243 amino acids. The transcript has a single exon. Gene Ontology annotation, cellular component: nucleus. Gene Ontology annotation, biological process: regulation of circadian rhythm. Gene Ontology annotation, molecular function: sequence-specific DNA binding; DNA-binding transcription factor activity. Lineage: Eukaryota; Viridiplantae; Streptophyta; Magnoliopsida; Brassicales; Brassicaceae.